Pseudocercospora fijiensis CIRAD86 is the source of this 2190-nucleotide messenger RNA. RefSeq lists its product as uncharacterized. The coding region runs from base 1 to 2190 and encodes 729 amino acids. The record is from RefSeq and is a predicted model, not a curated record. Lineage: Eukaryota; Fungi; Ascomycota; Dothideomycetes; Mycosphaerellales; Mycosphaerellaceae. The transcript is spliced from 11 exons.
AUGCCCAGACGACUCGAGCGGGACCAUGAUCGGGCACGACGGAUGAGAGUCGAUGUAGUCGUGGAGAGCACUGCCAUCGCGAGAGUCCGUAUACAUGGCCUAGGGGACGGCAUAGGUGUUGAGGAUAGGACUGGUUGUUUUGCAACGCGGAACUCAACCCUACAGACCCCGAGACGGGGCAGCUCAAACAACCACUAUAACAACCCCAAUUCGUCAACAGCGACACCAAUACGGAAGUACAGCAUCUUGACUUCAACGCCCAGUCUUCAAUGCGCCAGUCGUCUCUCAGCAUUGCGCACAGAGACAUGCGAUGGUGCUCUCGACCAGCGUCUUGUCAAGACAGGCGAUACACAAGAUGCCUCCCUGAUGCUCGGGCGUAGAUGCAACGUACAGCGCUUUCUAUUGCCUCUCAUAGAGCCUAGCAAACACUCGCCCCAUUGCCGCACGGAAAUCUGGCUCUCGGCACUACAAUACACUCGUACUAUGUCGAACACUAAUCCCGCGCCACAGGGCAACUUCAACGUGACACUUGACAUCAGAAUCCCCGGCAGCCUCGUCAAGAAUUGGGAGAUUCCAGCGGAGACACUUUCAGUCCAGUCGACCAUAGAUGAGGUAUUGGCAUGGAUCAAGUCACAUAUCAUCAAGUGGUUGAUGGAAGCCAGCUACAUUGAUGUCGAAGGUUUCACGGGCUUCAUGAAAAGGCUGAGUGAAGAUGUACAGAGUCCCAGCAUAUCUUUCGCCACUUCAGUCAGCUCACUCGAUUUCAAGAUAGGUCUCAAUAUCUGCCGCCAGCCUCCCGGAGUUCCGCCUGCGACAGACUCAAGCAUGCUGGGCAAUUUAGUGCAUUCUCGUCGCCAGAGUGCGACGUACAUUACCGUUGGAACUGUGCAGUAUGGGUCUGUCGGGAAUUAUGGUGCGAUGCAAAGCACCAAGAAGACAAAGGUCGGACAAGCAGUUCACAAAAACGUGAUUCUUGCAAGAUUUCAUCCCUUGAAGUCGGACAAGUUCUCGGGCUUCUUUCAUACAGUACCCAGAUGGUCCUUUGACGGCUUUUCCGGAGGCAUCGGCGACCCUGAUGCAAGUAUCGAGCACAGACCUUUGGAGGAUUUCAUGUCCCAGGAUGCGCAACGGAAUAAGACACUCCGCCUAGAGGAGCUAGAAAAAGAGCGUCGUCGUCAAGAUGGAUUGAGCACUGUUCAAAGCAGGAACAACGACACAGAGAAGCUUCGAAAAUUUCAUCCCCCCGAGCGCCCAUACAUGACAUUCCAUCGCCCAAAUCUUACCGGAUUCGGGAAUCCUCCUGGAGUCUCACUCAAUGCUGCCGUGAAGUUGCAGGCCGUCAUUCAAGUCUUUUACCACUUCAACAACGCGCCUUCGGACCAAAACCACGUGCCACGAAACAUGCAGCUUCCAGUCGUGGGCACCAUGUCAGUACAGGCACUGGAAACGGCGUUUUUCACCGAAGGUCGUCGGAAAGGACAACAGGAAGAGGACAUGAUCAUCACCAAGUAUCGAGAUUCGCAACCACCGCCUUGCUGUCAGUGGUGGGUCAUGCCUCUGCCGCAAACCACGCGCUUACUGCACAGAAUCGAAGACAAGAGCGUCCAUGUAGCUAGCUUCAUUCCCAGUGCGGCUAGUGCGACCAGCGAUGUGAAGUUGUACAUGGAGUGCCAUAUUUGGGAUGACCCAGAGAUGAUCUUUGAUGGCUGCAUAAUUCGACGACUAACUAGCUUGAAAUCCAAUGAACUACUGGGAGUUCUACGUCAGAAGCACGGUCUUGAGCUGAAGUCUUACCAGAUGUCUAUCGUCUCAUCAAGGCUCAGAGCGGAAUGCAAUAGAGUAGUGUCAAUUUUAGAAUGUCAUCCUACAGCCAAAGUUUACCACAACGAUAGCCACUCUCAGGGAGCGAGAUUCUCAGCACUAGGUUUCAGCAAUCUUGGCUCUAUGCUAUGGUAUGGUUUCUUUCCGCCAGAUCCGGCUUCAUUGGGGUAUGCACAGAUUCAUGAGUUGGAGACUGCGAGGCGUUCUCCUCACUCAAGCGGAGACAGAGAGGUGCUAUGGGCGUUCUCCUCACCCAACCAUAGCCAGCGAGCACUGGCAGCGGAUUACUCUACCUGUACCACGGUGCUAUGGGGAUUCUCCUCUCUCAAGCGGAGCCAACGAGCACUGGCAGCGGAAUACUUAACAUAG